UCUUGAUUCAUUCAUUAAAAAAUCCUACACCAGACUCUUUAUCAAUUCUGCCUCACCCUUACCUUAUCAUUCAAAGACUAGCUAAUACCGAAGUACGCCUUCUACCUUCACGAGCCUACAUGCUCAGAUACCCAUUGGUAUCGUGAUCCUUGAAUGUUUAUAAAAUAAUUUAGAAAGUUUCAUUUAUUAGAACAUAUAAUUAUCCUAGAGUUAUAUUUUUUGCUCGUUUUGGUAGUAAAUAAGUACUUAGAGCUUCGCUGACAUGAAUAUUAUUUUACGCUUGCAUAUUUUGAAGGAUGGAAUGGAACACUAUCAGUUUAUUCUGUUAUGUGACCGGGCAUCCUUCGUUAAUGAUGUGAAGCAAAAAAUCCAAUCUACCUACAAAUCCUUAUAUCCUGACAAAGGGGAUAUUUCUGUCAUUAAUAUUAAAGACGAAGAGAACUACGACAUUCCUAAUGAAUAUUGCAUUGGUGAUAUCUUUCAUGGAAAUUCAAAAGUGCUGGUAGAGUGCAGUUCUACAAACAUUUCUAAUGCUUUUGGUGUUCUUCCAAAAGAAAAUGCUGGUCCAUCAAUAGAAAAUGAAGAUACACACGUGUUGAUAGAUACCGCUGAAAUUGGCAAAACUACAUUACCUCAACAGUUGACUGAAUAUAGUCAACCUUCCUUAAAACGACCAAGAUCUUCAUCGUCGGAACAACCUUCCCAGAAGAAGGUAAAUACAGUUUCCGACGAUGGGAUCGAGUCAUCUGGGUUUGUUUACCGUCCCACUAACGCCCGUGAUUCUAUAUCGUCAGUCACGUCCAUUGGUCACCGAGACGAUUCUUUACAUGUAGAUGAUGAACAACGUAAUAAUGUUAAUCAGCCUAAUCCUGUUUCAGCGUCAAUGGAAGACGCGAGUCCGAAAAGAAAAGAACAUCCGAUUGGGAAAACAUCCCCUUCGAAAGACGAUAACCGGGAAGGGAAUGAAGAAAUGAAAGUUUUAACCGAGUCUCCUAAGAAAGCAUCCCCCAGACAACUAACGUCUUCUCCAACGAAAAAUAAGAAACGUGAUGAUAUAUCUCAGCCUUCCACGGCGAACACUCGCAUAACAAGGUCUUCAAAGCGAUUGGAACAACUAAAGGGACGUAAUGAUGCUCCUACUGAAAAUACCAAUGAUCAGACGACAGAACGGAAGCAAGAACAGGAAGAAUCUUCUACAACCAGCGAAUCUGAAGAGGAAGACGUUGAAGAACCCAGUGUUCUUGCCCCCGAAAUUGUUGUUCACGAAACACCUUCACAUCCUUCCACAGCUGCUCCAUCUGAAGAAGAAGAUAGUAGCUCCGAUAGUGACAGCAUAUCUGGGUCUUCAUCCGUAUCUGUCUCAUCGAGUUCUUCAAAUGACCUUUCAGAGGAAAGUGAUGCUGCCGUUGAAGAAAGAUCGACUUCUCCAAAAGAAAGUGCAUCGAUAGCCCUUUCAAAACAGGCAUCACCAAAAAAGGAAGUUUCUCAAAACAGUGAUGCCAAUGUAACGACUAAUACUUCAAAUGCUAAUAUUCAGGAUUCUGGAAAGAAAUUCAGACAGAUUAGUCAAAAUUCCGAUUCCGAUAGCGAAUCAACUACCGAUUCCUCUAGUGAAUCGGAAUCCGAUUCUUCCAUACCUUUAAGCCAGCGAACCCAUCCUUUGGUCCCUGAACAUAAAAAUGAACGUGUUGAACAAUCCUCUAAACAAUCACCAUCAAAAGUAACGAGAAGUAAAGCUAAUUCUCGAAAACCAGAACCUCAAAGAUCAUUGUCAUAUUCUCGACUUUCAGAACUCUCUAAAACAUUUUCUCCAGAAAUCAAGGAUCCAACACUGAAAAAAGACGAGAAUCAAAAAUCCGAUAAAGGUGAUGAUUCCAAACUUUCGAAGCAGAAAGAACAGCAGUCUUCGGAAAGCGAAGGAGAAAGUGAAGAAAAUGACUCAGAUGACGAAUCUUCUUCAUCAGAAUCUGAUGCUCCUAUGCAAGAAAAGGAAAAUCCUAUUCCAUUAGAAAAGCGUGCAAGUGCUGCAGUGCCUCAGAAGAAACGAGGAAGAGGCAGGCCUAGAAAGAGUACGGGACUUGCUGGUCUAGCCGCUCUUGCGUAAAGUACUAUUUCCGUUGUUGUUUACGUUUCAAUUAGUGUCCUUUUACAUUCGUUUAUAUUUACGAUUCUACAAAUCUCACAAAAUUGCUUAAGGAAUGAACCUUCUUUUAUUGCGAAAUCCCUCUACAAGGUACUAUUGAAUCUUGCUUUUUUAGAAGAUAAAUCGGAAGUAUGCUUAGGCAAGCGACUCUGUAGAUUUCCUAAAUGUGUAUUGUAAAACCAGUGAAUUUAGGAUAAAAAAAGUAAUAAAUUACUAACAAUGUAUAAUGAAUGCUAUGCACCUG
Messenger RNA from Schizosaccharomyces octosporus yFS286, 2387 nucleotides. Its product is annotated as nucleolar protein Dnt1. The transcript is spliced from 2 exons. Gene Ontology annotation, cellular component: nucleolus. Gene Ontology annotation, biological process: negative regulation of septation initiation signaling; rDNA heterochromatin formation. Bases 263 to 2104 code for a protein of 613 amino acids. The record is from RefSeq and is a predicted model, not a curated record. Gene Ontology annotation, molecular function: rDNA binding; phosphatase activator activity. NCBI's taxonomy places the organism in Eukaryota, Fungi, Ascomycota, Schizosaccharomycetes, Schizosaccharomycetales, Schizosaccharomycetaceae.